UGUAAAGAGUCAUGUGGCGCUGUGUGAGUCACUUCCUUCUUGAGAGCGAGUUGCAGUGCGGUUGCGAAAGAAGGAAAGAGUGUAAUGCAUUGUCACUGAGCUGUCCUGCUGUGCUGAGAGAGAGACAGAGACAGAGAAGGAAGACAGGCCUGCAAGAAUCCUGCUGAGUCAGCUCAUCCUUGUUAACCAAGUGAUAAAGGGCGCCGCUAAGACUGAAUCAACACAGCCAUGCCUGCAUUGAAAGCAGAGGAGCCUGGGCAGGAGGAGACCGUGCAGAACGGGGGUGACGUUGUGUAUGAGAAGGAGCACGAUGACGGCGUCAGCCCCAGUGAUCUGUCCGAGCUGCUGAAGGCAGGGACUGUGGAGGCUCACGACAAGGCUGAGAACACGCAGUUUGUCAAGGACUUCCUGAAAGGCCACAUCAGGAAGGAGCUCUUUAAGCUGGGGACAGUGGCCCUGUACUUCACAUACUCGGCCCUGGAGGAGGAGAUGGAUGGGAACAGGGAUCAGCCCCAGUUCGCCCCGCUAUACUUCCCAGAGGAGCUGCACAGGCGGGAGGCGCUGGCCAAAGACCUGGAGUUCUUCUACGGAGAGAACUGGCAGGCGGUGGUGCAGCUCUCAGAAGCCACGCGGAAAUACGUGGAUCGAAUCCAUGAGGUGGGGCGCAGCGAGCCGGAGCUGCUGGUGGCCCACGCCUACACCCGCUACAUGGGGGACCUGUCCGGGGGCCAGGUGCUAAAGAAGGUGGCCCAGCGGGCCCUGAAGCUGCCCAGCACCGGAGAGGGGGUCCAGUUCUACACCUUCGACAACAUCAGCAAUGCCAAGGAGUUCAAGCAGCUGUACCGCAGCAGGAUGAACGACCUGGACCUCGACCAGGAGACCAAGCACAGGAUCGUGGAGGAGGCCAACCGCGCCUUCGGCUUCAACAUGGAGAUUUUCAACGAGCUAGAAAGAGUUGGGAAGACUAUAAAGGACGAGGUGCUGGAUGGGGGUCUGCCAGAGUACGAUGGGAAAGGAGACCUCAGUAAAUGCCCCUACUACGCUGCAAAAACAGCUGCUGGUGGUGGCUCUGCCUGCGUCUGCCACUUGGCCAUGGCAGUCCUGAGACACCCCACCGGGCAGGUCGUAAUGUCUGCCUGCAUUGCCCUGCUAGCAGGCGUUGCUGCUUGGUACAUGAUGUGAUUGGUAGGCUCGACUGGAAGGCGUGGCCUAAAGACUGGGUUCUGCAACCAUACCCUUCGUCCAUCCCUCCUGACCCAGUGCUCUGUUUUAACCCUUCCUGAGUCACAGUAGAUGGGAAUGUGGUGCUGAAAAUGAGCUGCUUAUCCCGAGUCCUUUCUCUUUGAAUUUCUUCUUUUAAAUCUGCAAUUAUUUUAAUCGUCGCUGGUACAGAUAAAUUCACUGAAGUUCUUUCUUUUUUUUAAUGGGUUGUAGUUUGGAGUGUACUGUACUGGAAUAGUCUGUUUGUUCAGCUAAUAUUUAGAUUGUGUAUUUACUAUUUAGUGACUGAUUUGUAGCCUGUGGCAUCCAGAGUGUUUUCGUUUUUUGUUGAUUCCUUCUGUGGGCAUGGGAUUGUUGUAUCAGAUUUCAAGUCGUUCCUUGAAAUACUGAACCCCAGUUACACAGACACAUAACCUCACUGGACUAACGACAACAGGAGGGGUCUAGGGCUACAGUCAUUGUGCAACACAUUUCAAAAUAGUUUCAUUAUUACAGGACUGUUGUAAGACAUGACGGAAUUCUAUGCAUCUUGAUUUCACCAUUUAUAUAUCUGUAGCAGCGCAACACCGCAAGAGAGCGUCCUAACCACUGUGCAAGAGAGCCAGGCUCGCGGGUAUAGAGCUGUUAACCUCAUCUCACGGACAGGUGGCGGAAUCCAGAACGGCAGAGCAUCACACAACGCUGCCUGUUACACAUCAACCAAAUCUUGCUGCUGUUUAUUUUCUAAUGCACCUAGACCACUUCAGAUAUAAACUCCUCUCACUGUUUUGAGAGCAGAAGAUUUUAAGAUUUGUACUUUUAUCUAAAUUGCGCGAGAUUGAUUUUGGCACAGGAAUCUUGCAACCAGCUCUUCGGAAUGUAGUUUGACCUGGCAUUCCUGUCAGUGAACAACUGCGUAGCCAUUGGAGGUUAGUUAAUGUCUAAUCCAACCAGGACAGGCAGCACAAACACACACACACACAUACUGUAACUGAAACCAGGUCCCUGUGACCUUAGAAUAGGAACCGGCGUCCUUUAUAGGGAACUUGUUUAAAGCUGCAACUCUUGGUAGGGGGAAAAAAUUAACUAAAAACCUCAGUUGAACGGAUGUAGUUUUGUUUGUGUUAAACGAUUUUAAUGGAAACUCUUUACUGUCUCUAUUGUUCAGCAAUGACUGCUGGUGGCACUCGCACUUUGCUUCCUAUGCGGUGUCUGCAGUCGUUUAAGAUUAGCAUUACAGCACAUGUCCGUAAUGUGCCAUGUGCUAUUAACUCUACCUAGAUCUUACUACAUAUGCAAUUUUUGCAAGUUUGUUUUCAUCUAACCUGUGGAAGAUAUGUGCAGUGUAAUUCAGCGCACCUUUUCCAUUUGGCUUAUGUAACAAAGCUUUUGUUUCUUAUGUGCAAAUUGUUAAUAGGCCAGUUUUUGACCUGCAGAUAUGCAGUGCUUUGCUUGUGCAUGCCAGUGGGCAGCCGCUAUGAUUGAGUGUGCUUUGCCACUAGAUUCUCCCUGUGCCUCUGUGUACGCACCUUCUAUUACUCCAUAGUGUUGUCAGCCACUCGUUUUCAUUUCGGUUUGUCACUGGGUUAAGACAUUUGCCUGUGUCUCUGUGACACACAUGGAUUUGAACCCACAGAGCCAGUUUGGUUGCGCUGGUAUUGAGACAGACUGUCUAAGUGAGCGAAGCAACUGGUAGGAAUUUAAAUACCCAUUUCUCUGCUACAUUUCCCAGCUGCUGGGAUUCAGGUGGCGAUAGGAUAUAGGCAGGUAUAGGGAUACAGGGGACCUGACGAGAAGUGAGAAUGCCAUUAUAACCCAAGCAGAAUCAAAGCACAUAAGGACAGCUGGGCUGAAAUUGGAAGCUAUCAAUAAGAUUCUUGUCUGAUUAACAGCACU
Messenger RNA from Polyodon spathula (Mississippi paddlefish), 3096 nucleotides. Its product is annotated as heme oxygenase 2-like. The coding region runs from base 229 to 1182 and encodes 317 amino acids. The record is from RefSeq and is a predicted model, not a curated record. Gene Ontology annotation, molecular function: heme oxygenase (decyclizing) activity; heme binding. Gene Ontology annotation, biological process: response to oxidative stress; heme catabolic process; heme oxidation. The transcript is spliced from 7 exons. NCBI's taxonomy places the organism in Eukaryota, Metazoa, Chordata, Actinopteri, Acipenseriformes, Polyodontidae.